Molecule: messenger RNA, 243 nt
Organism: Prunus armeniaca (apricot)
Lineage: Eukaryota; Viridiplantae; Streptophyta; Magnoliopsida; Rosales; Rosaceae
Source: the annotation of a GenBank genome assembly
AUGGAUACAAUGUGCAGCUUGCGGAAGAUGAGCCAUGAAUUUGGAUGUGGUGAUCACCAAUCAAACGUGAGCACAAUGCAGCGACAGCAACAGAAUGGAAACUUGGACGAAGCUUUGAUUGAAGUGAUUUCAUUUUCAGGAUCACCUAGCCUUACAGAGGUUUCAACAGCAAUUUUCAUCAUCUGUCUUGAAAGAAUGCCGAAAAAGGAAACAUAUUCUGGUCAAUUUGUGUCAAAUAUUUAA